AUGAGUCACAAGCAUCAAACCCUUCGCUUUGCGAGCGACGCAACCGCCGGCGAUGGUAUCUGGGGCUACCCGACUAGCAAGGCAAACUUCUGCGAGGAAGACUACCUCUUCACGCGCUACAUCGCAGAGUUUAUCAACUGCCUCUCUAAUGCUACCUACAUCUACCUCGCGCUCAAGUACCCCCGCGCCAACCCCAAGGCGGCGGUCCCGUGGUACAAGACCCUCGACAUUCAGUCUGUCGGCCUCCUCAUGGUAGGCAUCUUCUCCGGCGUCUUCCAUGGCACCAUGCACCAGGAGACCCAGCUCCUCGACGAUCUCUCCAUGCUCGUGCUCGCCGGCUCGCUAGUGCAGCCGCUCUACGUCUUCCGCCAGUCGCGCGCCGUCGGCAACGUCGUCGCGGCCACCCUGUGGCUCGGCAUCGGCACGAUGGCUGCCAUCUACGUCCGCUCCGGCGACAUCUUCAUCCACGUCAUGACCUUUACGGCUCUGCUGACCUUUGUGUGGCCCCGGACGCUGUUCAUCGUCUACGGUACCGGACGCUGGUCCAAGCAGGAGCAGAAGCGGCUGAUGUGGCAGUUUGCAAAGGCUUGUGCCAUUCUGAUCCUGGGCUUCACGUUGUGGCACAUCGACCUGGAAUACUGCGCCGAGCUGAGAGCCUUGAGGAAGGAUCUCGGACUGCCGCUUGCGUGGUUGUUGGAGUUGCACGGGUGGUGGCAUAUUUUUACUGCUUUUGGCGCGAGUUGGUACAUGAGGCUGAUUAGGGAGCUGACUUCCGACGAUCAAACGGGUGCCGCAAAGAAGGCGCAGUGA
Molecule: messenger RNA, 810 nt
Organism: Colletotrichum spaethianum
Lineage: Eukaryota; Fungi; Ascomycota; Sordariomycetes; Glomerellales; Glomerellaceae
Product: alkaline ceramidase 3
Exons: 3
Coding region: 1-810 (269 amino acids)
Biological process (GO): ceramide catabolic process; ceramide biosynthetic process
Cellular component (GO): endoplasmic reticulum membrane
Source: RefSeq, a predicted model, not a curated record